This is a messenger RNA of Fibroporia radiculosa, 2823 nucleotides long. RefSeq lists its product as uncharacterized. The coding region runs from base 1 to 2823 and encodes 940 amino acids. Lineage: Eukaryota; Fungi; Basidiomycota; Agaricomycetes; Polyporales; Fibroporiaceae. Gene Ontology annotation, biological process: DNA-templated transcription; regulation of DNA-templated transcription. The transcript is spliced from 15 exons. The record is from RefSeq and is a predicted model, not a curated record. Gene Ontology annotation, molecular function: DNA-binding transcription factor activity, RNA polymerase II-specific; zinc ion binding; DNA binding.
AUGUCAUCUGCUGAAGACGAGCCCAAUGAUAGCGAGAAUUUCUCCUCCAAGAAGAGGAGGGUACAACGGGCAUGCGAUGUGUGUAGGAGGAAGAAGAUCCGGUGCGAUGGAGGGCAAAUGCCUGACAACAAGUGUUCUAACUGCAUAACAUAUAACUACGAAUGCACUUACCUUGAAGCCGCUAAGAAACGGGGUCCACCGAAAGGAUAUGUAGAGAGCCUCGAGACACGCUUGGAGAAGAUGGAAAAGCUAUUGAAUAAGCUGUGUCCCGACGCCGAUUUCUCUAAAGAGCUUGGUCCUCAACUCGAUAAAGAUGCAUGGUUGGAGCGCACUGCACCCGACAAGUCCAGGCCUAUUGCAUAUCGAACUCCUGUGGCACCCCAAGCAGUUGCCUCACCGUCGAAUGCUCCCCCCGUUAUCCAACCGACAGACCCCGACGAUCUUGAGCCGAGCGAUGACGAGGUCAUGGCUCACCACUCUCUAGUAAACAGCUUAAAGCAGAUUAAACUCAAUCCGACGCAACUUCGUUUCUUUGGGAAGUCGAGCAGUAUCAUGUUUAUUCAAACUGCGAUGGAUCUUAAGCGGCAAUAUGCCGGUGUUGGAGACGAGGCGCGGCAGACAGUCACAUCCCAUCCGACCCUCUUACACGGCGAACAUCGCCGUCCGAAUACAUGGAGUCUGCACCCGGUGCGUCCGCACAUAACUUCGUAUGUUGUCCCCUCACAAGAUUACUCACACGAUACUUUGGGUACUCACUUCAAGUGGUUGUCGGCACAACUCCAAGAAGAGGCUCAACCGCACGAGGCGCAGCAUUACCCAGAGAGUGAUCUCAUGUUAAGCCUUAUAGAGCUUUACUUUCGGGAAGUAAACGCCUAUUCGCCACUACUCCACCGCCCGACGUUCGAGAACAACAUCAAAGAUGGCUUGCACCUCCGCGACGAGGGAUUUGGAUCAACAGUGUUGCUGGUAUGCGCAAUCGGGGCGCGCUUCUCUGAUGAUCCAAGGGUAUUCCUGAGCGAUUAUCAAGACAACCCUUUGUCGUGUGGUUGGGAAUGGUUCAAGCAGGUACAGAUGAUACGAAAGUCGCUUUUAGCGCCUCCACGAUUGUAUGAUCUGCAAGUGUAUUGCCUCACGGCUAUGUUCCUGCAUGGAUCCUCUGCACCUCAGGCAUGCUGGACAAUUAUUGGCGUCGGUAUACGCUUGGCACAGGAUGUAGGUGCCCAUCGCAAAAAGGUCUACAACUCACAGCCAACAGUAGAAGAAGAGCUUUGGAAGCGGGCCUUCUGGGUACUUGUUUCUCUCGACAGGUCCAUAAGCUCUGGCCUUGGGCGGCCGUGUGCGAUCCAAGACGAAGACUUCGAUCUCGAUCUCCCAACGGAGUGCGAUGACGAAUAUUGGCUGCAUCCUGAUCCAAAUCUCGCCUUCAAGCAGCCCCCGGGCAAGCCGUCUACCGUAACGUUCUUCAACUGCUUCCUCCGACUGAAUCAAAUUCUUGCGUUUGCGCUGCGCACAAUUUAUUCGAUCAACAAAUCGAAGGCCUUGCUUGGUUUCGUUGGACAGCAAUGGGAACAGCAUAUUGUCGCCGAGCUUGACUCCGCGCUCAAUAAGUGGAUCGAUUCCGUCCCUGAUCACCUGCGAUGGGAUCCCAAUCAGGAGAACAUCAUGUUUUUGAACCAGUCUGCGCACUUAUAUGCCAGCUACUAUCAGCUACAAAUUUCCGUGCAUCGUCCGUUCAUCCCUUCCCCGCGCAAGCCAUCACCACUUUCGUUCCCAUCGCUUGCAAUCUGCACGAAUGCAGCGCGCUCGUGCACACAUGUACUUGAUAUUCAAUAUAAGCGCACAAAUUCUCCAUUGUGUCAGAACCAGAUGGCGCUAUUCACUUGUGGGAUUGUACUUUUGUUAAACAUUUGGGGCGGCAAGCGAUCGGGAUUCACUACUGAUCCCGCCAAGGAAAUGGCUGAUGUACACAAGUGUAUGAAAAUGUUGAAAGUAUUAGAACCCCGGUGGCACAUUGCUGGUCGUUUAUGGGAUGUAUUGUACGAACUAGCCUCAGUUGGUGACCUGCCCUUGCCGCAAAAUACGCCCCCUAGCCACAAGCGCGAUAGAGAUGCUGAUAGUCCGAGGUCUGCGACGUCCACUCAAUCGAUACCCUCCACCCCCGCUGCAGCCUCGGACCACACGCACCGUGUUAUUGCGGGGUCAAGGCGUGUGUCAAAGGAUGUACCGGCUACGGGAUUGUUCGGACACCAUAUGCACCCAGCAGCGAUGUCGAGCCCGGAGACAUAUACCGCGGAUGCUCUAAGCGCAGGUAAUUUUGAUCUCCCUAUCCAUAGCGACGAGCUUGGUAGGCUGCCGCUGCACCCUGGGUAUCCCAUUGGUCAUACACCCUCUGAAUCAUCGAUGGGCAGUGGUAGCUGGUUCGCGUCACCUGCACCCUCGGGCUCAGUUUCCACUAUGCCUGUCACACCUCAAGCGGGACCUUCGACUGCUGGGCUGGACCCGGGCCUCGCGUCGAUGUUUGCGAUGCAUAAUCCGGGAGUGUACGACUCGAUCUUUUCAACGAUGCCGUCCCCGCCAGAUGUGCAUGCCUAUCAAGCCCCACCGGUGGGGUCGCAUAUGCAGCAGCCGCAACCCAUGCACGAUCCAUUGGCUUCGCUGACAGGUGUGCAAGGUGGCCAAGGGUCAUUUACAGACAACACGCUGGCGAUGUGGUCGAAUGCUCCCAGUAACUUUGAAUGGGACGACUGGGGUACGUACAUUAGUAGCGUCGGUGGCAUGAAUGGGAUGAACAAUCCGAUGGGCUCGUCGAGACCCGCAGGAUGA